AUGGUCCACAACAUCAAACUUUACAACGGCCGGUACCACCACGAUGACUUCGUGGAUGCCACCAUCGAGACCCCGUUUGCGACGUUCGAGACCGAUUCUGAGGGACUCACCUACAGGUCUGGAGUCGACAAGAAAGCGAUCUCCGGAGACUCUCUCUCCAUCGCCGUCACCCAGACCGGCGUGAGCGUCGACGGCAAGGACCUCAAAUUGUCAAGGCUCAACAAUGUCCAGGACGGUGUCAAGAUCAUUACCGAAAACCAUUCCGCUCGCCGCGAUGGGGGCUCUGGGGAUACCAGUACUUCCUAUUAUCAUUCACCAGGCAGCCCGCUAGAUCCGGAGCAGCAGACAAGGUUCGACGAAGGGAUGCAGAAUCUGUGGGACGGCUUAGGCCGGAUGGGCGGGGGCUUCGGGUUUGGGACUGGGGCGUGGCCAGGGAUGAAUACUGGAGGAUGGGGCGCCGGGCGCCGGGGAGGUAUGAAUCGGAAGACGACGAAGUCUCGCACCUUCACGUCUGGUACCUCUGCUCAACACGGCCAUGUCUACCAAGAAGGGAGCGACUUUUCCAACAUUUCGGGCAACAAUGGGAUCAUGAUCGGGAACAUACAUACCACGACUGGAGGAUCUGCUUCUCAGCCCAUGACUGCCGAUCAGCGAGCAGAUUUCCGAAAACUCAUGGAUGGUGUGCGGAAGGUGACAAGAGGGGCGGCAAGUCUAGCUGCAAGUGUCAACGGCCACAACGGGCAAACAGGCAGACGGAGGGGACAGGGCUCCAGGGGCGGUCCUACCCACACCUUCGGAUCGGUCCAAACCAAUUACUUUGGCACGAACGUCCACGACGCGGAUGAUGGCGAUGAUGACGACGAUGACGGAUGGUCCUACGAGGACUUCGACGACGAUGACGACGUGCUGGACACUGACGAAGAAGAUGCGCCCUCUCAGAGACCGCCAGUACCGACACAGAAGUUCAAGAGCUAG
Messenger RNA from Dioszegia hungarica, 975 nucleotides. RefSeq lists its product as uncharacterized. Bases 1 to 975 code for a protein of 324 amino acids. Lineage: Eukaryota; Fungi; Basidiomycota; Tremellomycetes; Tremellales; Bulleribasidiaceae. The record is from RefSeq and is a predicted model, not a curated record. The transcript is spliced from 3 exons.